Molecule: messenger RNA, 13499 nt
Organism: Durotheca rogersii
Lineage: Eukaryota; Fungi; Ascomycota; Sordariomycetes; Xylariales; Xylariaceae
Product: cytoplasmic dynein heavy chain
Exons: 3
Coding region: 351-13403 (4350 amino acids)
Biological process (GO): microtubule-based movement
Cellular component (GO): dynein complex
Molecular function (GO): ATP hydrolysis activity; ATP binding; minus-end-directed microtubule motor activity
Source: RefSeq, a predicted model, not a curated record
AAACGAGCCAUGACUAGUACCGACGUCGACUUGCCAAAAUUCCCACCGCAAGUUCCCACCCGAUGUUCACCCCUUGUUGUUUUCUCUGUAUGUUCAACGACCGCCGAUAGAUUCAAUCGACCGAGAUACCCAUUCACCGCCUACGCACCGUCAGACAAGUGGUCCUGCUCUCAUAACAGUCUUUUCACCCGCCUGCUUUCCCUGAAAACCUACCCAAUCCGUCUACUCUCUGCCGGCUCGCUCUAUCCUUUCUCUCUCUCCGAGACCAGCGGCCCUUUGGCUGAUGCGACAAGAUAUGCCCUCGACCCCGUGAACGAACCCCGACCCAGCCUUGACCUUGAACCGCCACGAUGGAGGCCGUGGCCUCUCCUCGGGGUCUGCAGACCCCAAGCCCGGCUGGCAUGUCGCCCUCGUUCGCUACCGUCGAUCCAGAGUUGGUGGUAGACUACCUAGCCUCCGUUGUCACCAUCGCCCUCGGCGCGACCCGCUACGAGCUUGAGAGUCCCGAGAACCUUCUUUCCAAAGCGACCUACCCCGAUACCCUCCAUAGGUGUAGUCGCUUCGCCACCGAUUCUCAGGUGGCUCUCUACGUCCAGAAGGACAUCAGGCCAUCCGACGCCGUCCCACAAGAGCCGGUCGGCCAUGCCCCCGCUUCUUAUAAGUACACCAUCACGUCUGAGAUAUCGUCUUCGCCGACGACGAUAGCAUAUCUAGCGUUGCUCAAACGUCCGCAAGCCAUCGACCCCUCCCUGCCGUUGACCUCCCAGAUCCAGAUCCAAACGCUUCCCGGCACCGCCUCGCUCACUAGCCUUGUUAGCGAACAAGGCCCUUCCGCAUCUCCUUUCGAGAUACUACAUUCCAUUGUUCAUAAUGCGCUGGCGCCUUACUUCGAUGCCAAUACCAAGACCUCGCAGGCCGCGAACGGGGCUAGGAACCGAGCAGACGUGGAUGCGAAGACAGGUAUUCCUGUGACCAAGAAGCGGAUGACGGAGCUUGAGCUGAGCUUGCUGCACCUGCAACAAAAUGUCGAGAUCCCGGAGCUGUCUCUGUCCUUCCACCCCGUUGUCCAAGGAGCGCUAGAGGAUGCGGCUGCUCGCGGCAUACGGCCCACUACCGACUUGAUACCGGCCCACCUUCUCUCCGAUAGCACUUUCAUGAACAACCUGCAAUCUACGGUCAAUAGUUGGAUUAAAUCCAUACAGACUAUUACGAAGCUCACGCGAGACCCCGUGACGAGGACUGCGACGCAGGAGAUCAAUUUUUGGUUGUCGAUGGAGUCGGCCCUGGAGGGUAUUGAAGCCCAAUUAAGGAGCGAGGGGGUGACGUUGACCCUGGAGAUCCUCAAGCACGCGAAGCGCUUCCAGGCCACCGUUAGCUUCACUGCCGAUACCGGCCUGAAAGAGGCCAUGGAGAUGGUGCAAAAGUACAACCAGCUCAUGAGAGAUUUCCCUCUCGACGAACUGCUGUCUGCCACAUCGCUGCCCAAGAUCCAGGACGCCAUUGGUCAAAUCUUCAGCCAUAUGAACAAGAAGAUGAGAUUCAGCAACUAUCCGAUAGCGCGCACUUUGCACCUCGUGGAGGCCAUCUCGGCCGAUCUCGAGGAAGUCAUGCACCGUCUGCUUCCCGGCUCCGAGCUGGUUGAUCUUGAUUACAAGGAUUUCAAGAAUCUCAUGGCUACCGCCGACGAAAUCUUCAAAUCUUGGGACGCUCAAAUCAAAGACUUCACGAACAUCGCCCGCGAGACCACACGGCGAAGGCAGGAGAGGUUCAUUCCCAUCAAGGUCAAUCCGAAGCACAGCGAGUUGCAAGCCCGGCUAAAAUACAUCGAUACCUUCCGAGACAACCACGAGCAGCUCCAGCGGACCAUAGUCAACGUCCUAGGCCCCAGAUCGACUGUAAACGGCCUAGGUGAGGACACGUCGGCCAAUGGCGUCGCUCUCGUAGAGGAAAUGGGCGACGUAGACGCCGUUGAAGAAGUCCAACAGGCUUGGGAGGCCUUGAAGCAUGUUGACUUGCUUGAUGUCUCCCCCGAGGGCACUCAGAGAUGGGUGAAGGCAGAGAACACCUAUAAUGAACGUACCUCGAGGGUAGAGAACUCGAUCAUCGCUAGGUUGCGUGAUCGCCUCGCAACCGCUAAGAACGCGAACGAGAUGUUUCGUGUUUUUUCCCAGUUCAACGCACUCUUCGUGCGGCCCAAGAUUCGUGGCGCUAUAGCCGAGUAUCAAAACCAGCUCAUCGACAACGUGAAACAGGCCAUCUCGGGGCUACACGAGCGCUUCAAACAGCAGUAUGGCCAUUCGGAGGCUCAUGCGAUGGCCCAGCUUCACGAUCUGCCGCCAGUAUCUGGCGCUAUUAUCUGGGCGCGUCAGAUUGAGCGACAACUUGAUGGCUACAUGAAGAAAGUUGAAGAUAUCUUGGGCUCCGACUGGGCCCUCCAUGCCGAAGGCCAGAAAUUACAGACCGAAAGCGAGCUGUUUAGGAAGAAACUGAAUACGCAAGCAAUCUACAAGGCUUGGAUCGAGGACGUCCAACGAAAGCAAAUCUCCAUUUCUGGUCGGCUCUUCAAUAUUAACAGAGUAAGAGCCGCCAACAAUGCGCUGGAUCUCUCGGUGAACUUCGAUGCCCAGAUCAUCGCGUUAUUUAAGGAGACCCGCAACCUCGGCUGGCAGAAUUUCAAUGUGCCCCACGCCGUCAACAACGUCGCAAAGGAAGCGAAAAGAGUGUACCCGUACGCUGUUAGCCUGAUGGAAAGCGUUAGAACGUUUGCGCAGACAACCCGGCAGAUUUCGGAACUGCCAGAAGUCUCGAUCCUACUAAGCGGCUAUCAGAAUGACGUUCAUGUCCUGGUCGCCAAGGGUAUCCCUCUUAAGUGGGAAACAUUCGUCAACACUUGGGAGUCCUACCAGAAGCCAUCUCUCGCCAACGGCAGCCUGGAGCACUCGAUAGGCCGCGGCGCCGAGAGCAAGCACGUUUUAUUUGUUCGGGAAUUUGCUGCGGCCGCUUCUCUUCUCCAGACGAAAACCAGUACACUCGCAAAUAUCCACGUGAAUGUUCAGAAAGCCCUGGGUGAGUUAGCUACAUGCCCGUAUGAAGCACUCGAAUUUGAGGCACGGCUACGGGCAAUUCAAGCGGCUGUGGACCAGCUUAACUUAGAACAGUACGUAAAUCUUGGGUUCUGGGUGGAGAGGAUGAAUGAGCGGAUCAAGUUGAUUCUACUCGCUCGUCUUCAGCGUGCCGUCUCGGCGUGGAUUGAAGCUUUUGAAGACGAUACCCCAAUCGACCGGAUCGAGAGCAAUCGGAGGAAGCAACUGGCCGCGUCAGGGGAGUCUGUCAAAUCCGACGCGCCGCUCAUGAGACACCUGGUCCACGAAAUCACGAUGAAGAACCAGGUCAUCUACCUUGAUCCACCCUUGGAAUUCGCCAGGGCCAGCUGGUUCUUACACCUGCACAACUGGAUCGGCAUUGUCUGCAACCUCCCCAAGAUCAAGGCCUCCAGAUAUCAGAUGAGUUUAACGCUAAGCACCGUUGUUCUCGAAGAAGCACGCUUCAACGAUCUUCCUAGCGAUUGCACAGACAUUCUCAGCAGAGUAUACACCUCGGUCGAGAAGAAAUUGGAAGGCAUCAGCGAAUACGUCGACAAGUGGCUUCAGUUCCAAUCUCUCUGGGAUCUGCAGUCCGAGCAAGUCUACGAGCUUUUAGGAGACGAACUCCCGAAAUGGCUGCAGCUGUUGCAGGAAAUCCGAAAGUCGCGUGCGACUUUUGAUACUGCCGAAGUCAGCCGUUCAUUCGGCCAUAUUACCAUCGAUUACGAGCAAGUGCAGAUGAAGGUCAACUCCAAGUAUGACCAAUGGCAACAGGAAAUACUGGUGAAAUUUGCUGCGCGACUAGGUGGACGUAUGCGGGAGGUCAAUGCCGAAAUCGAGAAGGCUCGGAGAGAUUUGGAAGGGCAGAGCCUUGAAGCCACGUCGACUGCACAGGCAGUCCAAUUUAUUACUAUCGUGCAAGCUUGCAAACGCAAGGUGAAGGCUUGGGCGCCCGAGGUUGAGACCUUCCGGCAAGGUCAAUCCACUCUCGUCCGGAACCGAUACAAUUUACCGAACGACUGGGUAGACGUCCAGCAGGUCGACUCAACGUGGGAUGCCCUUAAUGAGCUCUUGAAUAGGAAGGCGAAGAUCGUGCAGGAUCAGACCGAUGCCCUGAAAGCGAAGAUAGUGGCGGAGGACCAGGUCGUCAUGGACAAGAUCGCCGACAUUGCUACUCAAUGGAACGCGGAGAAGCCAGUUUCGGGGACAAUCGCUCCAGAUGUUGCGUCCGGAAUACUCACCGCUUUCGAGUCUCGCGUCACGAAGCUGCAAGAAGAGUUCGAUAUGGUAUCCAAAGCCAAGGAGGCACUUGACCUUCCCGCAAGCCCCGAAUCUUCUCUUUCCAUCAUCUUGGAGGAAGUCCACGAUUUCAAGUCCGUAUGGGCUGCCUUGUCGACGAUUUGGAAGAGCUUGAACGAACUCCGAGAGACACUCUGGGGAAGCGUUCAACCAAGGAAGGUCCGGAGUAGCAUCGAUGGGCUUAUUAAGAUGACCAAGGACAUGCCGAGCAGAAUGCGACAGUAUGCUGCUUUCGAGCAUGUUCAAGACAUCCUCCGUCAGCUUCUGAAGGUGAAUAGUCUUCUUGGGGACUUGAAGUCAGAAGCCAUCCGAGAUCGACAUUGGACAAAAAUCUGGAAGGCCAUCAAACCUGGUCGACGAUACUCGCCGGUCUCUAUGACUCUCGGUGAUGUCUGGGAUCUCAACCUUAUUGCCAGCGAUGUCAUUGUCAGGGAUAUCAUCACACAAGCUCAGGGUGAAAUGGCCCUAGAAGAAUUUUUGAAACAGGUGAAGGAGACCUGGAAUGGUUAUCAAUUGGAUCUCGUGGCCUACCAGACCAAAUGCCGUCUCAUUCGUGGCUGGGAUGACCUCUUCGCCAAGUGCAGCGAGAAUCUAAACUCGCUACAGGCAAUGAAGCAUUCGCCGUACUACAAAGAGUUUGAGGAGGAGGCGUCGUCCUGGGAAGACAAGCUGAAUCGCGUUCACGUCCUAUUCGAUGUCUGGAUUGAUGUCCAGCGCCAGUGGGUAUACUUGGAGGGUGUCUUUACCGGAAAUGCCGACAUCAAGCAUCUUUUGCCCAUCGAGUCCUCGAGGUUUCAAAACAUCAACAGCGAAUUCAUGUCCGUCAUGAAGAAAGUGUACAAGCAGCCGAUGGUGAUGGAUGUUCUAAGCAUCACUGGCGUCCAGAAGUCGCUUGAACGCCUAGCUGAGCUGCUCAACAAGAUACAGAAGGCGCUCGGCGAAUAUCUUGAGAAAGAACGGGUAUCGUUCCCGCGUUUCUAUUUCGUAGGCGACGAGGAUCUUCUCGAGAUGAUCGGCAACAGUAACGAUACCCUGCGUAUUGCUAAACACUUCAAAAAGAUGUUCGCUGGUCUCACGGGGUUAGUCAUGGACGACGAAUCGACUAUCUCGGGCUUCACAUCUAAAGAAGACGAGGUCGUACGUCUCAAGAAGGAGAUCUCACUCGCGAAAGUACCCAAGAUCAAUGACUGGCUAGCUCUGCUAGAAAACGGUAUGAAAGCUACCUUGGCCGAGCUUCUCGCCGAAGCGGUCGAAGUGUAUACGCCGAUAUUUGAAUCGGGGGAAAUCAGCCAAGAUGCCUUGAACGAUUUCAUGACCGCCUUCCCCAGCCAGAUCGUGGUGCUUGCUACUCAAGUGACUUGGACCACGGCGGUUGAGCGAUCGUUGAGUAACGGAGGUAGUACACUACAGUCUCUCUUUGAACGUGAAGUCCAAGUUCUUAGGAUUCUCGCCGAAACCGUGCUUGGCGACUUAGAGGUAAUACAGAGGAAGAAAUGCGAGGCUCUUAUCACGGAAUGUGUCCACCAACGGGAUGUAAUUGAGAAGUUGGUGAAGCUCAAUGCCACUUCUCCAACACAUUACAUGUGGCUGCUCCAGAUGCGGUAUAUCUACGUGCCUGAAGGGGAUUUCUUGCAGCGUCUCCACGUCAAGAUGGCAAAUGCGAAGCUCAACUAUGGUUUCGAGUACUUGGGCGUCCCCGAUAGGCUUGUCCGAACUCCUCUUACCGAUCGCUGCUUCGGAACUCUCACCCAGGCUCUCUGCCAGCGACUUGGCGGCUCGCCAUACGGACCUGCCGGCACUGGAAAGACGGAGUCAGUCAAGGCCCUCGGUGUGCAAUUGGGUCGCUUUACUCUGGUAUUUUGCUGCGACGACACAUUUGAUUUUCAAGCCAUGGGCCGCAUUUUCCUCGGCAUCUGUCAGGUUGGAGCUUGGGGCUGCUUCGACGAAUUCAACCGUCUCGAGGAGAGGAUCUUGUCUGCGGUCUCGCAGCAGAUUCAAAAUAUUCAGCUCGGCCUCAAGCAAGGCGCAGAAGAUGACAAGGCCCAGAUUGAGUUGGUUGGUCGCCAGCUCCGCGUAAACGCCAACACGGGUAUCUUCAUUACCAUGAACCCCGGUUAUGCCGGCCGUUCUAACCUGCCGGACAACCUAAAAAAGUUGUUCCGCAGUGUUGCCAUGUCGAAACCAGACAAAGAACUCAUUGCCGAAGUCAUGCUCUACUCUCAGGGGUUUAAUCAAGCCAAACAACUUUCGAAACAGACAGUUCCCUUCUUCGACAGGUGCGCUGCAAAGCUGUCGAAACAGGCACACUACGAUUUUGGGCUUCGUGCCUUGAAAAGUGUGCUCGUUAGUUCUGGCGGCCUCAAACGUGCCCGACUCACAAGCAGUAGCGGCGAAAUUGGUUCCGAGGAGGUUGUAGAGCCCGAAAUCAUUGUGCAGAGUGUUCGGGAAACCAUUGCCCCAAAGCUUAUUCGCAGCGAUGUCGAUAUCAUGAUGAGCAUCGAGGGGGAGUGCUUUCCGGGCGUCCAGUAUGUUCCUGCUAACCUCAACAAGCUUGAGGACGCCAUCCGUAAUCUGGCGGCCGAGAGGCACCUGGUGGUCAAUGAUACUUGGAUGACCAAAGUUCUCCAGCUCUACCAGAUUCAGAAGAUACACCACGGUGUGAUGAUGGUAGGCAACUCGGGAUCUGGAAAAUCUGCAGCUUGGCGGCUGCUCCUCGAUGCGCUUCAGCAAGUUGAAGGUGUCGAGGGCGUUUCUCACGUUAUCGACUCGAAAGUCAUGUCAAAGGAAGCACUAUACGGGAACCUAGACUCAACCACGAGAGAGUGGACAGACGGCUUAUUCACGAGCAUCCUCCGGAAGAUCGUGGAUAACCUCCGUGGAGAAGACUCGAAGCGCCACUGGAUUGUUUUCGACGGAGAUGUCGACCCCGAAUGGGUCGAGAAUCUGAACAGUGUUCUGGAUGAUAACAAAUUGCUGACUCUCCCCAACGGCGAGCGUCUUAAUCUGCCACCCAACGUUAGGAUAAUGUUCGAGGUUGAAACUCUCAAAUAUGCCACCCUAGCAACUGUUAGUCGAUGUGGCAUGGUUUGGUUUAGCGAAGACACCGUCACCUCAAGCAUGAUGGUCACCAAUUAUCUCCAGAAGCUGAGGGCGGUGGCCUUCGAAGAUUUGGACGAGGAUGCUGCCGCUGCUGGUCAGAGCCCUGCGAAGGCGCUACAAAUCCAGAGCCAAGUUGCCGACCUCCUGCAAGCCCACCUGACUACGGAGGAUUUCAUCCUCGCAGCUCUUAAAAAAGCCGAGUCCUAUAAUCACAUCAUGGAAUACACUGUUGCUCGUGUCCUCACGACAUUGUUUUCUUUGCUCAACAAGGCCGUCCGGGAUGUAAUUGAAUAUAAUGCAGCCCACGUCGAUUUCCCUCUGGACUCGGAGCAGAUCGAAGCAUACGUCUCAAAGAAGUUGCUACUUGCUCUGGUCUGGGCAUUGACGGGCGAUUGUCCGCUUACUGACCGAAAAGCGUUUGGAGACAGCGUCGGGGCCCUCGCGAGCUUCGGGUCGCCGCCACUCGAUGGUAGCAGCUCUCUCAUCGAUUUUGAUGUCACUCUUCCUAGAGCGGAAUGGACCCCGUGGCAGAACGAGGUCCCUACGAUCGAGGUCAACACGCAUUCUAUUACGCAGACAGACGUUGUCAUCCCCACCCUGGAUACCGUUCGCCAUGAGGACGUGCUCUAUUCCUGGCUCGCGGAGCAUAAACCGCUUCUACUUUGCGGCCCGCCCGGGUCUGGUAAGACGAUGACUCUGUUUAGCGCACUUCGCAAACUACCGAACAUGGAAGUCGUCGGCCUCAACUUCUCUAGUGCGACGACACCCGACCUUCUCAUAAAGACCUUUGAACAGUAUUGCGAGUACAAGAAGACUCUGAAUGGUGUGAUGCUAUCACCAACCCAGAUAGGGCGAUGGCUUGUAAUCUUCUGCGACGAGAUAAAUCUACCUGCCCCAGACAGAUACGGUACUCAGCGAGCGAUCUCAUUCCUUCGUCAGUUGGUAGAGCACAACGGGUUCUGGCGAACGUCAGACAAAUCAUGGGUAACACUCGACCGAAUCCAAUUUGUUGGCGCCUGUAACCCCCCAACCGACGCUGGCCGUACCCCCAUGGGGGCCAGGUUCCUCAGGCACGCUCCGCUUAUCAUGGUUGACUACCCAGGCGAGCUGUCUCUACUUCAGAUUUACGGAACUUUCAACUCGGCUAUUCUCAAGAUCAUACCAGCACUACGCGGAUACUCCGAACCACUUACCCAGGCCAUGGUUCGAUUCUAUUUGGAAUCCCAACAGCGAUUUACGCCCAAGAUACAACCUCAUUAUGUGUACAGUCCUCGUGAGUUGACGAGGUGGGUGCGCGGCGUAUACGAGGCCAUUCGCCCGUUGGAGACGCUAUCUAUCGAGGGGUUAGUCCGCAUCUGGGCCCACGAGGCGCUACGGCUUUUCCAAGACCGUCUGGUUGCCGAAGAUGAGCGGAAAUGGACGGACGAUGCCGUGCGAAGAAUUGCCUUGGAGCUUUUCCCAACAGUCGACGAGCAGAAGGCGCUCGGCGGCCCAAUCCUAUUCUCCAACUGGCUAUCGAAGAACUAUGUCCCAGUUGAUCGGGAGCAAUUACGAGACUUUGUCAAGGCUCGCCUCAAGACAUUCUGCGAAGAGGAGGUUGAUGUCCCCCUCAUCCUCUUUAACGAUGUGCUUGAGCAUGUCCUGCGCAUCGAUCGUGUCUUCAGACAACCGCAAGGACACUUGAUCUUGAUUGGUGUGAGUGGAAGUGGAAAGACAACCCUCUCGAGAUUUGUUGCCUGGAUGAAUGGCCUCAAGGUCUUCCAGAUCAAGGUUCACGGAAAAUACUCAGCUGAAGACUUUGACGAAGACCUUCGGGAGGUCUUGCGCCGAUGUGGCUGCAAGGGCGAGAAGAUGUGUUUUAUUAUGGAUGAAUCCAACGUCCUAGACUCGGGCUUCUUGGAGAGGAUGAACACAUUGCUUGCCAACGCCGAAGUUCCCGGUCUUUUCGAGGGAGACGAUUUUGCCUCCCUAAUGACGGCCUGCAAAGAAGGCGCCCAGCGACAAGGUCUGUUGCUGGAUUCCCAAGAGGAGCUUUAUAAAUGGUUCACGCAGCAGAUAGUCAAGAACCUGCAUGUCGUCUUCACUAUGAACCCGCCCGAGGACGGAUUAUCCUCCAAGGCAGCCACCAGCCCGGCCUUGUUCAACCGUUGCGUCUUGAACUGGUUCGGCGAUUGGUCCGACCAGGCGCUCUUCCAGGUAGCCAACGAGCUGACACAUUCUAUCGAUCUCGAUAAACCCAACUUCGCUGCCCCCGACACCAUCCCCGUCGCAUAUCGUGGCCUUAACUUACCUCCCUCGCACCGAGAAACAAUCGUCAACUCGAUGGUCUACAUCCACUACUCGCUGCGGCACUUUAAUAGCAAGCUUCAAAAACAACAAGGAAAGAUUACAUUCCUCACUCCACGCCACUUCCUCGACUUCGUCGCCCAAUAUGUCAAGUUGUACAACGAGAAGCGAGAAGACCUGGAGGAACAGCAGCGUCACUUGAAUGUCGGUCUUGACAAAUUGAGAGACACAGUCGAGAAAGUUCGCGAUCUUAGGGCCAGUCUAGCGGAGAAGAAGACCCAGCUUGAAGCCAAAGAUGCCGAGGCUAACGAGAAGCUACAACGUAUGAUUGCCGACCAAAGGGAAGCCGAACAGCGCAAGAGCACCUCCCUAGAGAUCCAAGCCGCCCUAGAAAAGCAAGAGGCUGAAGUCGCAAAACGCAAAGAGGUUGUGUUAAACGACUUGGCAAGAGCCGAGCCCGCGGUUGAAGAAGCGAAGGCAAGUGUCAGUAACAUUAAACGACAACACCUAACUGAAGUUCGUUCCAUGGGUUCCCCCCCGCAGGGCGUCCGGCUGGCGAUGGAGUCCGUUUGCGCUUUGCUGGGCCAUAAGAUUCAGGAUUGGAAGGCUGUCCAAGCCGUGGUGCGUCGCGAUGACUUCAUCGCAAGCAUUGUCAAUUUCGACAACGAGAAACAAAUGACCAAGGCCUUGCGAACGUUGAUGCGCACAAAGUUUCUGAACGUUAAGGACUUCACAUACGAAAAGGUCAAUCACGCUAGUAAGGCCUGUGGUCCGCUGGUCCAGUGGGUCGAGGCACAGGUCAAUUACUCGGAAAUCCUCGACCGUGUUGGACCUCUGCGUGAGGAAGUAACCCAGCUAGAGGAGCAGGCCUUGCAGACGAAGGCCGAGGCCAAGGCCGUUGAAAACACUAUCUCCAGCCUAGAGCAGAGCAUCGCAACGUACAAGACAGAGUACGCAGCCCUCAUCAGCGAGACUCAGUCUAUCAAGAGCGAGAUGUCUCGUGUCCAGUUCAAGGUGGACCGAAGCGUUAGGCUUCUUGAUAGUCUUUCUUCGGAGCGAACCCGAUGGGAAGACGGCAGCAAGUCGUUCGAAACCCAGAUCAGCACGUUGGUCGGAGACGUCCUAGUUGCGGCGGCCUUCCUGGCUUAUAGCGGUCUCUACGACCAGACUUUCCGCAAAUCAAUGAUGGAAGAUUGGCUGCAUCAGCUACAUCUUUCCGGAAUCCACUUCAAGCCCCAUAAUCCUGUUACCGAGUACCUGUCCACCGCGGACGCGAGACUCGGUUGGCAAGAGAACACUCUGCCAGUCGACGAUCUCUGCACUGAGAACGCCAUUAUCCUCGAGCGUUUCAACCGCUACCCCCUCAUCAUCGAUCCGUCUGGCAGAGUCACUGAGUUCCUUCAACGCGAAUGCAAAGAUCGUCGUCUGACGGUAACUAGUUUCUUGGACGAUUCCUUUACCAAACAGCUGGAGAGUUCUCUCCGGUUCGGCAAUCCCAUUCUCAUACAGGAUGCUGAGCAUCUAGACCCCAUUCUGAAUCAUGUUCUCAACAAGGAAUAUCAGAAAACGGGUGGUCGAGUGCUCAUCCAGCUGGGGAAACAACAAAUUGAUUUCUCGCCCGCAUUUAAGAUUUACUUAUCCACGCGAGAUCCUUCGGCCACAUUCCCCCCGGACAUCUGUAGCCGAACCACCUUUGUUAACUUUACGGUGACGCAAAGUAGUCUCCAGACCCAGUCCCUCAACGAGGUCCUAAAAUCGGAGAGGCCAGAUGUGGACGAGAGGAGGUCAAAUCUCAUCAAACUGCAGGGUGAAUUCAAGGUUCAUCUUCGACAACUUGAGAAGCGUCUACUCCAAGCACUCAAUGAAUCCCGUGGUAAUAUUCUUGACGAUGACCACGUCAUCGAAACCCUCGAGACCCUCAAGACCGAGGCCGGAGAAAUCACUAUUAAGAUGAGCAAUACGGAAGGCGUCAUGGCUGAAGUCGAAGAAAUCACACUUCAGUACGGCAUCAUCGCGCGAUCUUGCAGUGCAGUUUUUGCUGUUCUCGAGCAACUGCACUACCUCAACCACUUCUACCAGUUCUCCCUCCAGUACUUCCUAGACAUCUUCCAUUCUGUCCUCCACGGGAACGGGAACCUGGCAAAUGAGAAGGACUUCAAUAGACGCCGAGAUAUCAUCAUCAAGGACCUAUUCGUGACCGCAUUUAAGAGGACGGCACUGGGCCUGCUGCAGAAGGAUCGGAUUACACUGGCUUUGCUUCUCGCCCAAGCCUCCCCUUAUAAGAUGGACAAGAGCCUUAUCGAUGUUGUCCUCGACGAUCGUGUUGAGGGCAAUGACCUUUCCACCGAAAGUGAUGCUAGGGACGAAACCUUUGCCAGAGCCAAGAAGCUCAGCGCACUGAAGGACAAGCUCGAUCAGGUCCCUGCCUCUGCCUGGGACACAUUCCUGACAGAGGAAUUCGCAGAGAACUUCGUGCCGCAAAUAUGGGAUUCGGGAAGUGACCCAUUUGACCAAGGCCUGUUCGCGUUGCUUCUCGUUAAACUAUUCCGGCUCGACCGUUUUGUGCCGGCUGCGGAACGAUUUGUUACUUCCGUGUUCGGAGACGGGCUAUUCGACAUCGUGGAUGAUCUCAAGGAGACGGUCGACCAAGUUGCUCCAACCCACCCUAUCUCGCUUGUUUCGAGCCCCGGUUUCGAUGCCAGCUACAAAGUCGACAGCCUGGUUGAGAGGAUGCGGGUCAGGUGCACCAAUAUCGCGAUGGGAUCUAACGAAGGUCUUGCCAGCGCCGACAAGGCGAUCAGCAACGCAGCGCAAGUCGGAUCCUGGGUUCUCAUCAAGAACGUCCAUCUUGCGCCAACCUGGCUACAGUCUCUGGAGAAGCGCAUGGAAUCUCUCAAUCCGCACUCGGACUUCCGAUUGUUCCUAUCGAUGGAGUCGAGCCCCAAGAUACCGGUGAACUUCCUUCGCGCAUCUCGCGUGCUUAUGUACGAGCAGCCAGCCGGCGUGAGGGCCAACAUGCGGGACUCGAUGUCUUCUCUCUCGACACGGUCUACGAAGAGCCCGGUGGAACGUACUAGAUUGUACCUCCUCCUUUCCUUCCUACAUGCCGUCGUACAGGAACGCCUACGAUAUGCCCCCAAUCUAGGAUGGAAAGGCUUUUGGGAGUUUAACGACAGCGACUACGAAUGCUCGGCUUUCAUCAUCGACACGUGGAUCGAGUCUGUGGCGCAGAGCCGUACGAAUAUCAACCCGCAGAAUAUCCCGUGGGAUAUGAUCCGCUACCUGGUCCGUGAGACGUACGGCGGUAAGAUCGACGACGAGGGCGAUUACAACCGCUUGACGGAGUUGGUGGGCCAAUUCCUAACGCCAUCCGCGUUCGACAUCGGACACAAACUGGUCGAGGGAUCCGAGAAAGACGGGCAGGAUGCGAGUCUGGUGGUGCCAUCGGGCACUUCGCUGCAAGAGUUUAUGGGGUGGAUUCACAAAUUGCCGGAACGAGAGCCGCCGGUUUAUCUGGGUCUUCCCGCUAACGCAGAAAAACUCCUUCUAGUUGGCCUGGGCAAGAGCCUGAUCCAGAAUGUGAAGAAGGUGGCUGAAUUGCUGGACGAGGGGGAGCAGCUUAUGGCAGAGGGUUGAGGAGGCGUCAUCCUACGCAAAAUUGUAAACGUGGUGUUGUGGCUCUUCUCUUCGACGGCUUUUUUUCUCUCUUUUUUUUUCUAGCGGCUUCUUUAG